Conger conger (European conger) is the source of this 2324-nucleotide messenger RNA. RefSeq lists its product as uncharacterized. Gene Ontology annotation, molecular function: mRNA binding; metal ion binding. NCBI's taxonomy places the organism in Eukaryota, Metazoa, Chordata, Actinopteri, Anguilliformes, Congridae. The record is from RefSeq and is a predicted model, not a curated record. The transcript has 2 exons. The coding region runs from base 105 to 1190 and encodes 361 amino acids.
GAGCACAACAGCUCAGUAACUCGUGAGUGUCAGAAACCUCCGCACUGUGGAAGGAAAGCAAGCAUUUUUCUGGGUCGUAAUCUUAGUUUCUACUUGUUUUCAACAUGUCCGACAGAUUAGAUGACAUCGUUAUGAAUCUGUUCAAAAUGGGUUCAGAAGAAUCCUUUAAUCAGCACCAUACUACUUCGGGGACACCUCGCCUGAAUCGAUCGACCUCAUUCUACUCCCCGAUUUCCAAGAAACUUAGCCCCAGCUCCGAACAUCUGACUUCAGGCUGGCCAGUGGACAUUUGGAGUGAAACUCUGACCAGCAAACAGUUUUCUUCCAGGCCCGACCGCUCCAUGAGUCUGACAGAAGCUGGUGCCCUCUCGUUUAACAAACUGAAGACCAACGAAGUGCCUCCCCCUCCUGGCUUCCCACCGCUCAACAAUCAGGCAGUUCUCCCCUCCAACCGCUACAAAACCGAACUGUGCCGUAGCUUUCAAGAGAACGGCAGUUGCAAAUAUGGAAGCAAAUGCCAGUUUGCCCACGGGGAGUCCGAAUUGCGAGGUCUGUACAGGCACCCUAAGUACAAAACGGAGGCUUGCCGCACUUUUUAUAACUUUGGCUACUGUCCUUACGGCACUCGGUGUCACUUUCUUCACGAAGAAAAACCCCAACAGCACCAAAAUGAGGUACCCGCCACCCAUCAGCAUCGCUUUCUCCGCCAGAGCGUCAGUUUUGCUGGGUUCCUGGGAUCACGAAGCUCUCCUCCACCGACAGUGAACGACACUUUGGGCUUCACCCGUGCUCCCUCUGUGUCCCCUCCUCCCGUCGACCUGCUCUCUCCAGUUUUCUCUGAGUCUGGAACUCAGUCCAUGAAAAAUGCAUUUCAGUUCUGUCAAAGCCGUCCGAGUUUAAGCGACAUCCAAAACAUUCCUCAGAUAAUCGAACCCCCAAAGUCAUCAUGCUGCGUCUGUGGUCACGGAAAUAACUUCACAUCUAGCCUGAACAAAUUCUACAAACAGGAAGACCGCAACACCGCCUAUGUCCACCAGCCGAACCUCCAGCGAUCCCCGUCCGAAGAUUCGCUCUCGGACCGGGACAGUUACAGCAGCACGGGCAGCACAAGCGGGUCCGAGUCGCCAACUUUUGACGGCUUGGGGAGCAAGCGUCUUACUGUUUUUGAGCGCCUGUCACUGUCAGAUUAAGGACGCUCAAUACCAGAGACGAUAAUGAUUUAGAAUCUAAACGGACUUUUAAGGCUAAAUUCUACAUUAAGAAUUUUUUCGAGUAUGCGCAACAACACUUUAUACUGUUUAUUUAUGUUCACAGAUGACUUGCUCAGUGGAAUUUUUGUACACGCCUGUCUGUUAUCCAAAGCUAUAUUUUUAUAAUUGUGUAUCUUUCAUAUAUUUUCUAUUAUCGUCUUCCUUUAUUUCCUUUCGUGUAAUUGCCAUACACCCAAAUGAGACAUAUCUAUUAAGUGAUUUCUACAUAGUUUGCCACUGACAUGAAACCUGUUUAAGCUUGGUAUUGUUUCUAUUCCAAAAAAAAAAAUAGAAUGUUUUGGUUUUGACAUCCCUAUUUUAUGACGUUCCUACCAGUAACAGCGAUUUGAUGUUAUUUUCUAUACAUUUUACGACACAACUAAAUGUCAGUAUUGGAAAAAUCAUUAAGCCAUCAAUGUGACAAACUUGAAAAGGAAAAGUUAGAUAUUUACCCACUGUGAUUUGCACUUUAAACUGUAUUGGGAGAGAAAUCUCUGCAUGUAGCAUUUAACCAAAGCUUCAUACUUUUCUACUUUUUGAACUUUUGUUAUCAAGACAUUCUUUUCUAUGUGAUUUGCAAUGCCUUGACAAAAUAUUUGGAAACAGAAUGUAUGGAUAUGCAUACAAGUAGUUCCAGUGUUGCCAAUUUUGCUAGACAGUCAAAUUGUCUCAACCAUUCUGUGGGCAAUAUUAGACGAUUCUGUUAUGCCAACUGCAUGGCACUUACCUGUAAAUGGUGCUGCCAUAACCAAAAUGUUGUUUAGAGACAUGUUUGUGUUACAUAAUGGUUUGACAACCCUGGUUGGGAUCUUAGUCUAGGUGGCUCAUCUUUCAUCAGGGAAAAAUAACAAUAUAGUACUUCCUUAUAUUUUUGGUUGGUUUUGUUUCCAUUAUUUGUGUAUUUUAUAGACCUAACUAAUAUAUUUAUUGUCCUAUUUAUUGAAGUAAUUCCAAUGUAUUUUUUACUUAUUUAUCAAGUGUCUGGUUUUUGCUGAAUAUGUGACUUGAUGCAGCUGAAGAUGAUUUUAUUAUUAAAUAUCAAAAAUCGAAAAAUAAAAUUGCCAUGAAAAUAAA